This is a messenger RNA of Erigeron canadensis, 1144 nucleotides long. Its product is annotated as zinc finger protein ZAT5-like. NCBI's taxonomy places the organism in Eukaryota, Viridiplantae, Streptophyta, Magnoliopsida, Asterales, Asteraceae. Bases 175 to 939 code for a protein of 254 amino acids. The transcript has a single exon. The record is from RefSeq and is a predicted model, not a curated record.
ACCAUUAAUUAUUGAUUAAGAUACCAUAUAUAAUGGGAACCAAUAGCUUCACUCCUUCCACAUAUAAUCCAUAAAGCACUACUGGUCCCGUACCAAGUCUCUCUAUAAAAAAGACUUCAAAGUAGUUAGUUGUAUCUAGACCAAAGGAUCGUACUGGACUUUAUCCCUGAAUCCAUGAGCGGUGAUCGAGCCCACACAGAAAAGCGUAUGGAUCACCAGAUGCCUUGUUCGUCUUUUGGUUUGGCUGUUGAAACAAGCUCAAGCUCCUAUAGUGGUGGUUAUAUGUCAUCUGAUGAGGAAGAGGAAGACAUGGCCAACUGCUUGAUCAUGUUGGCUUAUAGCGACAAACCUACAAAUCUCGAUCAUCACUAUCAGAAAACCGACAAGCAGCUAAAACUUCGAAGUGUAACAGAGAUGACCACCUCCAAUUCUAGUUUACACAACUACGAGUGUAAAACAUGUAAUCGGGCCUUUCCAUCAUUUCAAGCCUUGGGUGGACAUCGAGCUAGUCACAAGAAACCCAAAAUUACCACUAUUGAAGACAAGAAUAACCAUUUUGGUUCCAUUAUUAAAACAGAACUUCCUAAAGAAGAUCACUUCCAUCUUCAUUACGAAGAAAACAAGACAAGCAACAACAAGAAGGGGAAAAUUCAUGAAUGCUCUAUUUGCGGAUCAGAGUUUCUGUCAGGUCAAGCUCUUGGUGGUCACAUGAGACGACACCGUGCACCUCUGCCUUCUACAAACCAAAUGAUCAAUAUUGAUACAAUAAGUCCCCUGCAUACUACCGAAAAGUCACAUGUUCUAUCUAUUGAUCUAAACCUACCAGCCCCGGAGGUUGUGGAUGAUGUCGUCCAUUCAAGUAAUCAUUUCACCGCGACUAGUUCAUCACAACGGCCUCUUGUCUUCUCCACCGUGGCAUUAGUUGAUUGCCAUUACUAACAAGAAAGGACAUGUUACACUCAGCCCAUAUGUAUCUAUAGUUAAGUUAACCCAAUUUAAUUAGUGGUUGAGGACAUGUAACACUCAUCCCAUAUGUAUUAUCUGUAGUUAAUCAAAUUAACACGAUUUGUGAUAAAUUACAGACUACUAGCUAUGUUAUCAUCUUAGAUACAUUUUCAAUCAUAUAUAGUUUUCUUUUAUUAUA